This is a messenger RNA of Metarhizium robertsii ARSEF 23, 4845 nucleotides long. Its product is annotated as RGS-protein. Lineage: Eukaryota; Fungi; Ascomycota; Sordariomycetes; Hypocreales; Clavicipitaceae. Gene Ontology annotation, molecular function: phosphatidylinositol binding; tRNA (guanine(46)-N7)-methyltransferase activity. The record is from RefSeq and is a predicted model, not a curated record. The transcript is spliced from 7 exons. The coding region runs from base 1 to 4845 and encodes 1614 amino acids. Gene Ontology annotation, biological process: tRNA modification. Gene Ontology annotation, cellular component: intracellular membrane-bounded organelle.
AUGCCCGGGGCACCAAAUAAGCGGCAAAACCGCCAGAAGUUCAGCCAUGCCAAGGAUCAAGCUGGUGUCGCGAGACUCCCACGGAAACGAUUUUAUCGACAGCGUGCUCAUGCCAAUCCCUUCUCAGAUCACACCCUUGAAUACCCGUCAUCUCCGGAGGCAAUGGACUGGUCAUCGUACUAUCCGGCAUACGUAGCAGACACCCCCCCAGCAGAAUCGACUCACCCUCAAAAGUUGACAAAAGACGUGGAAGUUGUGGACAUUGGAUGCGGCUUUGGAGGUUUACUUGUCGCACUGGCUACUCUUCUACCAGAGACCCUGCUGUUAGGCCUGGAAAUCAGAACAAGUGUAACACAGUUUGUGCAGGAAAAAAUAUGGGCACUGCGGGAGCAAAAUGAAGGCAAACUAUACCAGAAUGCCGCCUGUAUACGAGCCAACACUAUGAAGUUUCUCCCCAACUUCUUCAAAAAAGCCCAACUGAGCAAGAUCUUCAUCUGCUUCCCCGACCCACACUUCAAGGCCAGAAAACACAAGGCCAGGAUUGUCUCGACAACAUUGAACUCGGAGUAUGCUUACGCCCUGCGACCUGGGGGUAUUGUAUACACCAUCACAGAUGUGGAAGCUUUGCACCACUGGAUGGUGCAGCAUCUGGAUGCUCACCCCUCAUUUGAGCGGGUUUCCGAGGAGGAGGAGGAGAAGGACGAGUGUGUCAAAGUGAUGCAGAAUGAGACGGAAGAAGGAAAGAAGGUGGCGAGGAAUAAGGGACAGAAGUUUGUAGCCUUGUUUCGGCGCAUCGAAGACCCUCCGUGGGAUUUGUUUGUGUGGCAGGGCUCGAGAAGAGUUGAUGCCCCAAUGAAGGUACCCAGGUCUGAUGCAUGCAUAAUGGUUGACCCGUUGACGGAGUACGGAGUAGGCGCACUAAGACAGUUUGGGCAGAAAGCUCCUGUAGCUCCAGUGGUCCUCAGCAUUAUCGAUAAGAGCACUGUUCUUCUGGAGACAGUGCUCCACGCCCUUUAUCGCUCCAGUCCCUUGGUUUCAAGUGUUCCCUGCAACCACUCGAGAUACCCCUACGACCAGACCCCUUCAACACUUGACCUCCACAAAGACCCUCGAUCCCUCAUACUUGGUAACCAGACGGCAGACCAUGCUGCUCCAUCGUCUGCAGCUCUGGCCAUGGCCCUAAAGCAAAGAGAUGUGGCUAUCGCUGCCGUAGCUGCCUUCGUUGCUUGGGGUUAUGCUGUGAGCUGGUUCUCCGUGCUACGAUGGGCCGGCUAUGCAUUCGUCGCCGGCAUCCUCGUCUCCAUUAUCGGCCUCGUCGCAACCUUGCUGUUGACUUCGCAGCGACCUCAACGGAAGCCGUAUCAGCUUCCUAGGGCAUCUUUUCUCGGUGCUGGUCGGUGGAAGAAAGAAGUGUCCGCUUUGAGGAAACGACAAGCCUACGAGAAGCAGAGACUGGAGCUGGGGUGCUCACCGCAUGUUCUUGAUGCUGUCGAUGGCCUGUUGGACCUGAUUCUUCGCGACUUUGUGUACAGUUGGUAUUCUCAUAUUAGCCGGAACCCGGUCUUUCCCAACGAGGUUGAUCGGGCAGUGCGCCUGGCAAUUACGAAUCUGCUCGAAACGCUGCGUCACAAAGAUCUAGCCGAGAUUGUUACGAGCCGACUUAUCCCCAUUCUCACGGCGCACUUCCGCGAUUUCUACGAUGCUGAAAAGUCUGUGCGAGGCAGAAAGUUAAACCGCUCGGUUACGGAAUCUGAAGAGCUGGACCUUGCCAUUGCUUCCAAGUACAAAGAUGGAAAUUUACACCCUGCUGCCUCGCUCUCUUUUCCGGAUACCAAGAUGGUGCAGCAAGAUUAUCUACGGUCACUGGCCGAAAGAAUUAUCCCCAAGGUGCUGCCUGAGAAGAUGCUAGCUAGCCGAUCUGUGUCUAUCAUUAUCCGGGAGAUUGUCAGCUGUGCUGUCAUGUCUCCCGUUCUACAGUUAUUGUCAGAUCCCGAUACUUGGAACCAAGUCAUGGAAAGUUACGGCCGUACCAUGUUGCAAGACAGAUCGACAGUUCGCAAGCUCAGGGCAGCUCUUGAUCAGCAUGCAUCACCAACACCUCGGACGGUGAAAAUGGCACCGGCUCCCCGACUUGCACCAGGCGAUAGUGAGCGCAAGUUCGAAAAGUUUAUUCGGGCCAUACGAAAAGUAAACAACUUGUCAGAUGCACGCCGUUUCCGCAGCGAGGUCGCUAGUCAACUAAAACGAGAUUCGCUACAGGUGAACCAGGACCCGGCGUAUUUGCGGCGCCUGGAAAUGGGCAAGCGAUUAUUGGAUCAAAGGGUUCAGCAUCUGGCCGCUGGUGGCGAUCGACUGCCCAUUUCAUUUAACCCAGCACCUGCGCCCGCUGCUGCUGUCACCUCCAAGUUGGAAAAUGUCUCUCUUGUGGAACUUUUGAGAGACGCAUCUGGACUGUCUUAUUUCAUGGAGUACAUGGACCGGCAACGUUUAAUGUCUCUUGUGCAGUUCUGGCUCGUGGUUGAUGGGUUUCGAAAUCCAUUGGAAGACGAUGGUCAAGAGGAUGAAGCAGCCUCCUCCAACCUAUCCAUGUGGUCCGAGUCUGAUCGAAUGGACCUGCAGCAAAUCAACCGAGCGUAUCUGUCGAAGCCUGAAUUACAUGUCCCAGACUCGUCGCGCCGGGAGGUUCGUCAGUUUCUUGAAGCUGGAAAAUCUGCAACGCCGCUGCAAUACCAUCGAGCCAGGAAGUCUAUUCUAAAAGCACAAAGCGCAGUGUUGGAGGAAAUGCAGUCGCAACACUACCACGGUUUCAAGAAGUCUGAUUUGUACUAUAAGUGCCUUGCGUCACAAGAGUCGUCCACCGCGAGCUUGGCGCCGCCCCCUUUACCCCCAACUCAUCCACCUACAACCCGAGCAUCGCAAUCUUACCAAGCCAAACCAAAGCCGGUUUCUCGACUUGCAACGUCGGCUUCCAGCUACACCACCAGGCGAUCCGAUUCCGCAUCGGACCUGCGGGGCAUGGACGGCAACUCCAACGGGCCAGAUCCUCUGACGCAGUCUCGGCGGUCGCUGGAUGAGCCUGGCUCAGCACCACUGUUUGAUGACGAAGAUGUAGACAAUGAUGGGUUAAUGGACUCGGUACAUAGUGCUGGUGAACCUGAACCACCGCUACAGGUGACCCCAGAUACACACGUUGUUCAAGCUGUCGAAGAAGCCCUGAACAACAUCAUGGAUGAUGACCGUCCUCAAACUGCAGAAGAUCUGCGAGCCUCGCUAUUUGGAGACGCUGAAGACGCUGAAGGAAGCUUCUUGACGAGCAAUGACCGCGAGUCCAAUCGGGACUCAAUCGAUUCUGGACGACCCGUAAUAGCCGCUAAAGAUCAGGAGAAGCCUAGUUUGUCGUCCUUGGGUUUAGUGAGCGCGGCGUCCAGAAUCGGCGUUUUUGUGGAUGAUGAUUUGUUUGGAGAUGAAGAUAAAUUUCUCGCAGACGAGGUUGAAGACGCCGAAGAAGGCAAUACCGACAAAGACGAAGACGAAGAGGUCCAUGAAGCAGCACCGGGUGACCUCGGUCUUGCUGAAGCUAUAACUGCUUUGACCAACGAUAUUGACCGUCUAGUUGCGCAAGAAGCCAUUGUAGACUCGUUGACGCGAAAGGCUGAGCUCACAAACAACACAUCCGAGUUGCGAAUUUUGCGCAAGUCCAAGGCAAGCUUGCAAAGAGAAAUUCGACGCAAGGAGCUUCAACGACAGCAGUACGUUGUUCAGGAGAGUGACAAUAGUCUCUACGGCCGGUCUUCAGUCAAGAUCAAGUCAAUUCAAGUUGGAAGGGAGGACGAUGGCAGAGAAUUUGCCAUGUAUGUUGUCGAAGUGCAACGGAACGCUGGUGAGCAAAUGCCUGCCGCAUCAUGGAUAGUCACGAGACGAUACAGUGAGUUCCACGACCUCCACCAGAAGCUACGAUCCAGAUACCCGUCAGUAAGGAAUUUGGAUUUCCCUCGCCGACGAGUUGUCAUGAAAUUCCAAAGCGAAUUCCUCCGCAAGAGAAGAGAGGCCCUGGAGAAGUAUUUACGAGAGCUGCUUCUCCUCCCCGAAGUAUGUCGUAGUAGAGAACUUCGCGCGUUCUUGUCCCAAAGUGUGAUUACCCCUGGACAGGAUAUCUUGGACCGCGAAGACAAGAAGGACAUUGUGUCCAGACUUUAUGACUCCGUCGCGGAUGGCAUGGACGAUAUUUUGGGCAAUAUUCCCGUCUUGGACCAGAUAUCUGUGGCUGGUCAGAAUCUCAUUGCCGCCGCCACGAACCAACUUAAUGCGAUGCCACUCAACGUGAAUGAAGAGGCCUUCCCGGCCGCAGAGGCGGAAGCGGAACUGAACGCAUUCGAAAACAAGGAACUGGAGCCUUUUAUCAAGCCCAUCUGCGACAUCUUCUUGGAAGUAUUUGAACUGAACAGAGGAAAUAAUUGGCUUCGUGGGCGCGCAGUUGUCGUGGUCCUACAGCAACUUUUGGGAGGCACUAUUGAGAGGAAGGUGCGCGACAUUGUCAAGAUGCUGCUGCAGGACGAAUCUAUUCUGCGAUAUAUUGCUCUGGUGGAGGACAGCAUGUGGCCCAACGGGGUAUUGCAGCGCGAUAGGAAGCCAAGAUCCGAAGCGCAAAAGAAGAAGACUCGCACAGAGGCAAGUCUCAUGCUGGCUACACUUGUGCCGGACUUGGCAGGGAAUGUUGUUGGCAGAGCGAAUGCGCAAACUGCUAGUCGGCGUAUCUUUGCUACAUUGAAUAAUUCACGGCUUAACGCGCAUUUAGUAUUUACAAUGCUGGAGGAAAUCAUAUCCAUCAUGUUUGAGGAUUCUUAG